CAAACCAGGAAACAGUUGGUUAAUCUUCAUCGCUAAAGACGAUCAGAUUCAGCUUCAGACCAAACUCUGAGUGAGUCCAGCUGCAGGAGAGAAAAGUGGAGAAGUACAACACUGCUGCUUCACCCUGCUGACAGUCCACACUCUGAAGCUUCAGUCAGAGACUAAAUGGCUUCCAGAUCAGAGGAGGAUCUCAGCUGUCCGGUCUGUCGUGACGUCUUUAGAGAUCCUGUUGUUCUGUCAUGCAGCCACAGCUUCUGUAAAGACUGUCUGAAGACCUGGUGGAGACAGAAAGUAACUCGUGAGUGCCCCGUUUGCAAGAGAAGAUCUUCAAGGGAGCAACCCCCUUUGAACCUGGUGUUGAAGAACCUGUGUGAGACCUUCUUACAGGAGAGAGAUCAGAGAGCUUCAGAGGCGAUCUGCACUCUGCACUCUGAGAGACUCAGACUCUUCUGUCUGGACCAUCAGCAGCCGGUUUGUCUCGUCUGCAGAGAUUCAGAAAAACACACCGGCCACAGAUUCAGACCCGUCGAUGAAGCUGCACGACAACACAAGAAGAAACUUCAGGAAACUCUGCAGCCCUUAAAGGAGAAGUUAAAGGUUUGUGAACAAGUUAAAGUGAAGUUUGAUCAAACAGCAAAACACAUCAAGGUCCAGGCAGAACACACAGAGAGGCAGAUUAAGGAGCAGUUUAAGAAGCUUCACCAGUUUCUAGAAGAGGAAGAGGAGGCCAGAGUGGCUGCACUGAGGGAGGAAGAGCAGCAGAAGAGUCAGAUGAUGAAGCAGAAGAUGGAGGAUCUGAGCAGAGAGAUAGCAGCUCUUUCAGACACAGUCAGAGCCACAGAGGAGGACCUGAGAGCCGAAGACGUCUCAUUCCUGCAGAACUACAAGGGUGCAGUGGAAAGAGUCCAGCAGCGCCCCCUGCUGGAUGAUCCACAGCUGCCCUCAGGAGCUCUGAUAGACCAGGCCAAACACCUGGGCAACCUGACCUUCAACAUCUGGAACAAGAUGAAGGAGAUGGUCUCAUACACUCAUUUGAUGCUGGACCCAAACACUGCUCAUCCAGAACUCAUCCUGUCUGAAGAUCUGACCAGUGUGAGACAAGGAGAGGAACAGCAGCUUCCUGACAAUCCAGAGAGGUUUGAUUCUUCAUGGUCUGUCCUGGGCUCUGAGGGCUUUAACUCAGGGACUCACAGCUGGGAUGUGGAGGUUGGAGACAAUCCAUGUUGGUGUCUGGGUGUGUUAGAAGAGUCUGUCCAGAGGAAGAGAUUCAUAAAGUCUGGAUUAUGGGGAAUAUGGUUAUACAGAGGUCAGUACUCAGCAUGCUCAAGAUUAGAUGAACUCACUGUUCUCCAAGUGCAGAAGAAGCUCCAGAGGAUCAGAGUGAAUCUGGACUGGGACAGAGGAAAGCUGUCGUUCUCUGAUCCUGAUACUAACACACACAUACACACCUUCACACACACUUUCACUGAGAAGAUGUUUCCAUACAUUAACACUGUGGAUAAACUCCCAUUGAAGAUGUUACCACUGAAGGUGUGUGUGACGGUGGAACCCAGCAGUUAGACAGGAUCAGCUAUUUUUAUUUUUAUUUUUAUUUUCCUUUCGUUGUCAUUUUGUUUGACAAUUAGAUUUUUAAUUCCACUGUCGAUCUUUUCAUGCAGAAAAUUAUUUCACUUUAUUUCUGAUCUUUUUUUAUUAAAGCGUUGUCCUUUUAAAUUGUUCUUUUUUUUAUUAUUUUGACUUGAGACAUGAAGGUCAGUGAAUCAAGCUGACUGCACAGCUUCCGAUAGCAACCUCCAAAAUCUCCAACAGCUCAGUCUGAGUCGACGGCUGUAACAGAUCUCCAGCUGACCUGUUGUGUUGUGGUCAUGGUUGUGCUUCAGAUGCUUCAUACUCUGUCUUCUAUUAGCUGAAUCAAACUGCUCUGUCAGCUGAAAACCCAUUAAAAAGAAUUACUAAACAAAAUGUGACUGUGCCAGCUUUGCUGACAGCGGCAAACACUUUCUUUGAUUGGAAGUGGACUUGCUUGAUGUGUGUUCACUGUCUCCUUUUGUAUUUGAAUAAAAGCAUCUACAUUUUGC
This is a messenger RNA of Chelmon rostratus (copperband butterflyfish), 2078 nucleotides long. RefSeq names its product zinc-binding protein A33-like. Gene Ontology annotation, molecular function: zinc ion binding; protein binding. The record is from RefSeq and is a predicted model, not a curated record. Lineage: Eukaryota; Metazoa; Chordata; Actinopteri; Chaetodontiformes; Chaetodontidae. The transcript has 2 exons. Bases 166 to 1560 code for a protein of 464 amino acids.